Meleagris gallopavo (turkey) is the source of this 8166-nucleotide messenger RNA. The record is from RefSeq and is a predicted model, not a curated record. Lineage: Eukaryota; Metazoa; Chordata; Aves; Galliformes; Phasianidae.
UGCUGUUUUCGAACUGUGCUUGUUUGUAGAGAAUGCAGAUCCUUGCUGAUUACAGCUUUCGCUGUAAGCUGUUUUCAUGAUCUGGAAUCAUCAGCUGCCUGCUGCUCACCAAGAGCUGAAAGCUCAGAACCGUGCCCCUGCAUAACGCCUUGAUGCGGUUGCUGAUGGAGAGAAACUGGACUCGGUAGUUUGCUUGGCAGCACAUUUAGAAGAAAUACUUUCCUGUGAUCUGGAUUGUUUUUACCAUGGAAUCCUCGUCCAUGCAGCAGGAUGUUCUGUUGGACAACAGGAGCAGCAGUGGGGCUCCUGGCACCUCUCAAGAACAUGGGGAUUAUAACGCCAAGUCAGCUUUGUGUGUUACAGGAGAUGAAGUUAACACCACCAGUGUUAACCUCAGCGAAGUGCCAAAUGAAGAGGGAAGUCUGGAGCUGAACAGCAAAGCAGAAGCCUGCCAGAAUGGGCCAGAGUUGCUCUUCCCUGACUCUCCCAUAUCUUUUGAUUCCACCAGCAGUCCUCAGGGUCAAGAGUCAUCCCCAGGUGUGCCUGGUUUCCAUGACAGCCUAAGGAAGUCUCAGGGAACUAGUGCUGAGGGCGUAGCUCUUAGAAAAGAAGCUUUGCAGUCUCUCAAACUAAGCCUUCCCAUGCAAGAAACAGAAUUGUGCUCAGUAGAAUCUUCCCUCCCACUGGAGAAUGAGGAACAAAUACGACUUCAAGCAAGAAGACGGCUGGAAGAGCAGCUCAGACAGUACAGGGUGAAGAGACAUCAGGAAAGAUCUAACCAGUCUACAUCCAAGAGCCGGCCCUCCAGCACUCUAGAUCCUGAGCUGAUGUUAAAUCCAGAAAUCUUACCAAGGGCUAGCACUGUAGCAAUGACGAAAGAAUACUCCUUUUUGCGGACCAGUGUCCCCAGGGGGCCGAAACUGGGAAGCCUGGGACUUCCAGCAUCUUCAAAAGAGAGAAAGAGUUCAAAGUCUUCGAAGUCCAGUAAGAUCCGGUCCUUGGCUGACUACAGAACUGAAGAUUCAGGCUCUGGAAGUUCUGCAGGGAAUCUUGCGGCUACCGAUUUACCUGGUGGGACUUUGAAGCAAAGCAGAAGCGGUCCAGCAUCAGUUGUUUCUGAGAUUAGUCUGCCUUUUGACACAGAUGAUCGAAUAGAGGAUUCCUCCUUGGCAGGAGAUAGCAUUUCAGAGAUUGAUGGAAGUGAAGUGGGAAUGAGGCUGGAUGGAAAUGAAAGCGACAGCUCUACCUACAGCAGCGUAUCAGGAAAAGGGCUGUAUAACAAUUUACCAAAUUCAGAAGGCAAACAGAGAAUUCCAUACACAAUAAAUGGUCAGAAGAUACAUCCUGAUGCGAUAGGGCAAUUUCCUUCCAUCGGUGAAGUGCUACAGGCUGCAGCAGUGGAGCACCAAGCCCAAGAGCAAGAAUUUAAUGGGGAAAUAAGGAGCCGGAGAGACAGUAUUUCUAGCAGUGUAUCUAUGGAAAGCUCUGUCGCAGGAACUCAUGACGAAAUGUUGCAGGUGCUAAAGGAGAAGAUGAGACUUGAAGGACAACUAGAGGCACUUUCUGUAGAAGCUAAUCAGGCUCUGAAAGAGAAGGCUGAGCUACAGGCCCAACUUGCAGCUUUGAACAUGAAGCUUCAGGCGCAGGUGGAGCACAGCCAAAGCAGCCAACAGAAGCAGGAAUCGCUGAGCUCCGAAGUGGCCACAUUAAAGCAGUCUUGCUGGGACCUGGAACGAGCAAUGGCUGACCUGCAAAACACCCUGGAAGCAAAGAACGCUAGUUUGGCUUCUUCAAAUAAUGAUUUGCAGCUAGCAGAGGAGCAGUACCAAAGACUCAUGCUGAAAGUUGAAGAUAUGCAAAAAAGUGUUCUCACCAGAGACAGCACAGUUCAUGAUCUGCGACAGCAGUUAGCUUCCUUACAGAACCAACUUCAGAAAGUGCAGCUGGAACGAACCACGCUGACCAAUAAGCUGAAAGCAUCUGAAACAGAAAUCACUUCUCUCCAAAAUGUGCGCCAGUGGUACCAGCAGCAGCUGGUGCUCGCACAGGAGGCUCGAGUCAGGCUGCAGAGCGAGAUGGCUAAUAUACAGGCUGGGCAAAUGACCCAAGCAGGUGUGUUGGAACAUCUCAAACUGGAGAAUGUGGCAUUGUCUCAGCAGUUGACUGAAACCCAGCACAGAUCUAUUAAAGAAAAGGAACGAAUUGCAGCACAGCUGCAGAAUAUUGAGGCUGACAUGUUGGACCAAGAAGCUGCCUUCAUGCAGAUCCAAGAGGCUAAAACCAUGGUGGAAGAAGACUUGCAGAGAAAACUAGAGGAGUUUGAGGAUGAGAAAGAACAGCUUCAGAAAAUGGCUGACUCUGCAGCAACACUGGAGCAAGAGCUGGAUCAGGUCAAACUGACUUUGCAUCAGAGAGAUUUGCAGCUUGAAUCUUUACAGCAAGAGCACCUAGAUUUGAUGAAACAAUUCACCGUGACCCAAGAGAUGUUGCAUACCAAAGAGCAGACCCUGGAUGACCUGCAAACUCAGUAUGAUGAACUGAAGGCCAGAUUAGAAGAGUUCCAAAGUGAUGCUACUUCUAAAGACGACAUGAUACAGUACUUGCAAAAUGAGAAGAUUGUCUUGGAAGUAGCUCUGCAGACAGCAAAAGCAAGCCAAGAGCAACUUGAUGAAGGAACAAAACGCCUUGGAGAAGAUACAGAAGUAACAUCAGAAAUCUUGGAACAAUUGAGGCAAGAGAUGGCAAUCAAGUCAAGCCAGGUAGAAAAUCUUCAACAGGAAAAUGGCAGCCUUAAAAAACAGGUUCAAAAAGUGAAGGAACAGUUCUUACAGCAGAAGGUAAUGGUGGAAGCUUAUAGAAGAGAUGCCAGUUCUAAGGACCAGCUGAUUAGUGAGCUGAAAGCUACAAAGAAGCGACUGGACUCGGAAAUGAAAGAGUUAAAACGAGAACUACUACAAAUUCAAGUAGAAAAACAGUCACUUGAAUCUGAACACUCGAAACUACAGAAGGAAGUGACUGAGGUUCGCCAGCAGAUGGUGGAAAUAGAAAAUCAUCUUCAGUCCGUGCAGAAAGAACGAGAUGAAAUGGAAACACGCCUACAGUCUCUGCAGUUUGAUAAGGAGCAAAUGGCAUCUCUUGCUGAGGCAAAUCAGACAUUAAAACUGCAAGUAGAACAAAUGCAAGAAGAAGCAAAGAAGGCCAUUACUGAGCAGAAACAGAAAAUGAAGCGUCUAGGGUCAGAUCUGACAAGUGCUCAGAAGGAGAUGAAAGCAAAGCAUAAAGCCUAUGAGAAUGCAGUCAGCAUUCUGAGUCGGCGACUGCAGGAAUCCCUCACUGCAAAGGAGUCUGCUGAAGCAGAGCUGAGCAAGCUAAAAGCACAGAUCACUGAUGGUGGAAGCAACCAGAUUGCUCAAGAAAGGAUUCAAGCCCUGGAGACAGAAUUGCAAGCUGUUAGAAGCAGUAAGUUGAUGCUGGAAAAAGAGCUGCAAGAAGUGAUUUCACUUACCAGCCAGGAGCUUGAGGAAUACAGAGAGAAAGUGCUGGAACUUGAGGAUGAGCUUCAGGAGUCUCGAGGGUUCAGGAGGAAGAUAAAACGUUUAGAAGAGAUUAACAAGAAGUUGGCCCUUGAACUGGAACACGAACGUGGAAAACUCACAGGCCUUAGUCAGUCUAAUGCUGCUUUGCGAGAGCACAACAAUGUUCUAGAAACAGCGUUAGCAAAAAGAGAAGCAGAUUUGGUCCAACUGAAUCUACAGGUUCAGGCAGUCCUAAAGCGGAAGGAGGAAGAGGACCAGCAAAUGCAACAACUUAUUCAAGCUUUACAGGCUUCCUUGGAGAAAGAAAAGUCAAAAGUUAAAGACCUUAAGGAGCAGGUUGCAGCAGCCAAAGCAGAUGCAGCACACAACCGCCGUCACUACAGAGCUGCUGCCCUGGAGCUCAAUGAGGUCAAGAAAGAGCUACAUGCCAAAGAACUGCUUGUCCAAGCCCUUCAGGCUGAAGUGGACAAACUGCAGGUGGAGGAUGAGAAGCAUUCCCAGGAAGUAUCACAGUUUCAGCAAGAGCUGGCAGAAGCUAGAUCUCAGCUCCAACUUCUGCAGAAAAGGCUGGAUGAAAAGCUUAGUGAGCAGCCUUUAGUAAGCCAAGAGGUGGAAGACCUCAAGUGGGAAGUAGUACAAAAAGAAAGAGAAAUUGAAACACUUAAGCAGCAGUUGGAUAUGAGUGAGCAGCGCAGCCAUAAGGAGCUGGAAGGGAUGCAAGUUGUCCUGCAGAAUAUCAAGACUGAGUUGGAAAUGGUGAGGGAAGAUCUGUCGGUGACUCAAAAGGAUAAGUUUAUGCUGCAGGCUAAAGUGAGUGAACUGAAGAACAGCAUGAAGUCACUGCUGCAGCAGAACCAGCAACUGAAGAUGGACCUGAAGCACGGCAAGAUGAAGAAGAGGAAAGGAGAGAACAAUUCUUCAAAUCCUGUGACUCCAGUCAAGAUUCCGGACUGCCCAGUGCCUGCUGCCUUGCUGGAAGAACUGUUAAAACCAUCGACAGCUGUGAGCAAGGAGCCUUUAAAAAAUCUGAACAGCUGUCUCCGGCAAUUGAAGCAAGAAAUGGACAGUCUUCAGCGUCAGAUGGAGGAACACACCAUUACAGUGCAUGAAUCAAUGUCUUCAUGGACUCAGAUUGAGGAGCAGCUAAUGGACUUCACCUCCACUAGUCCUGCAACUGCUUCAGAGCAGCAGGAGCGUCCUGCUUUGGUUGAAAAGAAACAGAAUUGCGAUGUUAGCGACAAGGAAGCUUUGACACUAUAACCUCCUCAGUAGUUGUCUUUCUUCCUAUUGCUUUAAUUGCAGGCCAGUAGGGAGCUUUGCUUCACUGCACAAACACUUCUUGCACCUUUUUAGUUCGACUUUUGAAGUAGACAUCCUUGAUUAAAGGUAUGCUUGUAAUAUAUAUUUAUAUAUAUAAAAGAUAAAAAUCAUAAUUUUCUGUUUUAAUAUGCUUCUAUACAGUAAGUCAAGGCUGACAUGAGGUUGUUUGGUUUUUUUUUGUUGUCUGUUACUCUCUUUGUUAUAUUAUUACAUUUUAAGCUUGCUGGGUUUUAACUUACUGUCAAAUGGCUUAGGGAAGUUAGCCCCCAAAGCCAGAGCUUCUAGAUAUAUAAUUAUUUUACUUUGAAAGACAGAAUUAUAAUGGCUAUAAAAUUAUUAUUUCUAUUAUGUUUUCAACACACUUCACCCCCUCCCCCUUGCAUCCUCUAUUAUAAGGUGUCCACUGUGAGGAAGUGGUGGCACUGUGAUGCCUUAGCUAGGUUAUUAAAGCAGUCCUCCUUUGGUCUCGUGGGCCUGCGUGGCUCAGAGUGCAAUGAUAAACCCCUCAUUCAAAAACUGUUGCAGAGGUACUGCUUCAUCCGGUGUCCUGAGGCACAGAUAAGAAUGUAUGGGAUGUUCUUUGGAAGAUUGAGUGGCAGCUUGUGCCAGCAUGGGUUUGUCUUUGAAACAGACAGAAAACAGGUCAAUUGUAUCCACUGUAGGCUGGUAUGAAAAAUGAAUCUAACAAGUGCAAGGAGACUAAUCAGCUAUUUAAAAAAAAAAAGCAUCUCUUCAAGUAACUUUUUCAUAAUUAGCUAUAGCAGUGUUUGGAGAAGUUUCCCUCUCAGUUGUCCAGCUUGUUUAUUUUUCUCAAGAGGAAGUAGCUUCUUCGAGGAGCUUCUUUUGGAUGGGUUUGGGUGUUUUGAGAGGAGACCAUUGAAGUUUGCUUCAGAUAAGUCAAAACUGGAUGAGGGGUGGGGUUGGGUAGGGGUAACGAUGUUUAUCCAGCUUUGGAGCUCAUAAUUACCUAUUGAAGCUCAAAUCUACUUGAGCACUCAGUACUUAGCAUUUAUACUGAAUGACAUUGUGCCCCUUGCUUAGCUCCUGGAUUUUAACAUGCAUUUUGUGGAGUCAGAGUCAAGUGAUGCUAAAAGCCAAGGUUUUCAAGUUAGCAAAGGGAGAAAUGCCUUAGUGUAACAUGAGGUGCCCAACAUACAGAGUUACUGACAAAUUUAAAGAAAAGCCAGAAGCUUUACUGACUAGCUUAAACAUGUUGAUGUCUGCAAACCUCUGCAGUCCACUUUGCAGAGUCAGUGGUACUGAUUAUCUCGCUGCUGUCAUGUUCUUGAAAUUGCCUGUAUAUUAAGCUCUAAGAAGAAAAAAAUAUGCAGUGUUGUUAAAUAACAAAAUCAAAUCUACAUAGUAAUAUAUUCAGUACAAAAAGUUAUCGAAUGUUGAGGAUUUUAAAUAAAAUAACACUUGUGCAGGGUUAACGUUGGUGUUCAUUUUGGUGAAUAUGUUGCCUACAGUUAAUCCAUUAUGUUUUAAUCUCUGAAGUUUGCCAACAGUUGUAUAGAUUAAGCUUUUAUCUGAUCUCAGAGAAGCCAGAAUUGUAAGAAACCUUCAUAGGUCUUGUCUGAAAAAUGUCUGUUCUUCUUUUUGUAUCAGUACUGCAUUCUGUCUUCGGUGCAGCGCUGUGUUUUUGCACUAGCUCCUUAUGAAGACAGCUGAGUUGGUACAGUCAGGUAGUCUUAGAUAUGUAUUUUUCUUUUUAAAGAUGAAGGAGCUGUUGAGAAAUUCUGAGAUUAGAUUUCUGCAUUGAUCGACCUGUCUCUCUCUAAAAGUUCCUGGGCACUAGUUAUUUUAUUUUCACCUUGUGGUUUUCUAUAGACACAAGCACCAUGCCAUUUGUUUCGUUGCAGAUCAGAGAGAAGGUCUUUGGGUCCAAAUCUGGUAUGGUCCUAAGUGCUGAAGUCAGAGGAGUCACUAGAAAGCCUUCUAGAAGGGACACUCAGCAUGUGACAAAAGAAAAGCCUUUUCUUUCAAGCUUAUCAGCUAUGUAUCUUAAUUAUCCAGAGAAAUAGUUGCUGCUUAAUUAAGAGGCCUCGCCCUGAGGCUGAACACGCUCUCUCUACAAGAGGCAGAGGUCUCUUGCUGUCUGGGCAGUAAACAGAGCAGUUACUGGAAUGAGAAGUGGGUCCCCUCUGCAUGUCUGAGAACUGUCAAAUGUAUCAGAAGAGCGUCAGUGCCUCAUUGACAUUGGUGUGCUUUUAGAAAUUGGAGAACAUUAUUUCAAAGGGUUUUUUUGCUUUCUCGAGUAUUAGAGGGGAAUGUAUUUUCCUUGUCUGUUUUUCAGCAGUUGCUACCCACUGAACAGGCUUGAUGAUGGGGCAGAAAUGUUGCUGUAAAGUAAGAAUGUUUCCCAGAUGUUGAAAGUUGUUAAAGGCUGUACUGUUGGUUUCCAAAUGCUGUUGGUUUUUGGAGGCUCUGGAAAAAACUACAUUAAAACAACAACUAAGAAAAACCUGCAACAAAAGAAGUGUUAGUUACUGUCUGUGACUUUGCUGAACACUGUAAUGCUCCAUCCUGUCGUCUUCCAGCUAUCUUGGAAAUACUCAUGCACUGUACAGGGGCCAGCUGAGCCCUGCAGCCACUGAUGCAGUAGAGGAUCCGAUCCCACGCUGUUCAUUCAGGCAAUAUCCUACUGCAAUCUAUGGCAUUGUCACAGCUUAAAGAGCAGAGUAUUACCCAGAAUGAAUGUUGGAGUGCUAGUAUUAUCAUGGAUUACCUUUACCUCCUUAGGGGAGUGAAAUGCAGCAGCACGAGUGUGGUUGUGACAACAUCAGAUGUGCACUGGGCACACACAGUGCUAUCAGUACCAAAUUACCUCGGGGCUGACAAGUUUGCUACUGGUGAUGCACAGCUCAUCACGUAUGUUCCAAUAACUCUGACAGGGAGGUGUGAGCACUUUGUGUGACCUGCUGUGAUCAGAGCCUUGAUUACUGACACCAGUCCAAAUCAGUGAUGCUCGUUAGCUGUCAGUCUGGUCACAGAGGUCUCCCACUGCUGCAUAACACUUCAGGCUGAGAGCAGAGCAGCCUGAUUUCCAGUACGGAUGCACAGAUCCCUGGAGGAGAUAAAGGUAUUCUCAAUGUUAUAAAAGCAGCAUUAUGUUUUACACACGAUGCUCGUUCAUGUAAUAUCUGCAUAGGCUGGGUGUGUAAAGAUGGGAGUCGGUCGUUUUGUGUUGUGAGGGGAUAACCCAGGGAUGGAGGAGUUACACAAUCAAUCACACAAAGCAUGUCGGUUAUAAAAUAAUGUGCAUAGGAAUUCCUCUAAAAGUUUUGUGCAAUAAACUAUUUUUGGUAAA